Molecule: messenger RNA, 2705 nt
Organism: Neocloeon triangulifer
Lineage: Eukaryota; Metazoa; Arthropoda; Insecta; Ephemeroptera; Baetidae
Gene: mas
Product: protein masquerade
Exons: 12
Coding region: 49-2487 (812 amino acids)
Biological process (GO): proteolysis
Molecular function (GO): serine-type endopeptidase activity
Source: RefSeq, a predicted model, not a curated record
GCAACUCGCCACGAGACCCUCUCAGUGCAGACCUUGCCGGCAGCCGACAUGGACUUGGCCGGGCUGUGGAAGUGUUUAAUCGGUGUACUGCUGGUGGUGGCCACCCUUGCGAGGGCGCAGGACGAUGAGGACUCGCUCGCCUCUAGUUUCUUUUCAGGUCUAUUGGAAACUAUCACAAGCACAGCCAACAGCAAAGACUGCCCUGGCGUUUGUAUGCACGCACUCGCCUCGCUAAUUUGCUCGCAGGUGCUCGAAGACGUGGCGUGUCCGUCGUCAUCGAUGCGGUGCUGCGUAGACGCACCCCCAGACAACACCACCACCCCUGCAACGUCAGCCCCAGCUGAUAAGAUCAGCACGUCAAGCCAAAAAAGGCCAUCGGCAUCACCAUCAUCUUCAACGACGCCUUUGCCUAGUAAAGCACCACCUCCUACAUCAGAACUAAAGGGAACAGACGGACAAAAGAGUUGCCCAGGGGUGUGCGUGGCCGAGCGGAUCGCAGACUAUUGCGAGGCGGUGCUGGACAUUUCGUCCCUUUGCAAAACAGGGCUGCGCUGCUGCGUGUCGAGGGACGUGUACUCGGCAGACAAGGCCCCUCCAGAGCUGAUCAUAAUGGACAGAAAUAACAAGACAAAGCUGUCGACGACAGCGGUGCCGCCAUUGACGACGACCACGGCUUCAACCACGACGACCACAACCACCACCACACCAGCGCCCACUUCAGCAGCCCAGUUCGGAAAACAGUGCAAGGGCGAGUGCGUCAGUGGAUUGUUUGCGCUUUUCUGUGACGACGUCGACACUGAGGCCUCCUGCCCAGGUGACGACAGUUGUUGCAUCAACAACCCUGUGACACCAACAAGGCCUCUCGAAAGAGUGCCGGAAGUGACGACCCCGAUAUCAACCACAGUCUUGGCCACCAAGCAAGAGCCUCCAAAGGGCCAAGUGCCCAAGUGUCCUGGUUUCUGUUUGCUAAGCAUCAUGGCUGCUUUCUGCGAACGACCUUCAGUGAUCAUUCAGAACACGGCAAACUGCGCUAAGGGAUCAGUAUGUUGCGACAACACUAGGAGCCCACCUCCACCUCCGGCCACAAAAUCUCCGCCUCCGCCACCAAAACCGGCCGUCAGCAGUGCGUCCAGCGCCCUUGACGCCGUCAACACAGUCGUGGACACUCUGUCCUCCUUGGACAGCGCUUUUAGUGGUCUUGGCCCAAUCACAGCUCUGCUGACCAACUCGCCCCCAGCUACCAGACCCCCGCCGCCAACGACGAGCACCCCUCCUCCCCCGCCUGACCCGCGACCUGAGUGCCCUGGCUCUUGCAUCGUGCCAUACCUCUCGUUCACGUGCUUCAGAAACGCGGAAAUGACCAAUUUGUUCAGAUGUAAGAAGGCCGGCACCCAGUGCUGCGCCCACAAAUCACUGAUCCGAGAGUUGCUGGAGCAACGCAACCCUCAACACCACCAUCCGCACCACCCGAUUCCGCCGCCACCACCGACUGGUCUUUCCCGCAACGACACCGAGCUGCCCUUCUACCAGCCCUACCGGCCGUCGCCCAUCGACCAGCCCAGCACGCAGCACGGCCUCCAGCCUCUGCCUCCCCAAAAAUACCCCCAACACACCACGACCAACAUCAACAGCGUUCAGCAACCAGGCCCGACGCCGACCUACAGCAAAUAUGUGUGCGGCGUGAAGGGAACGCAGCGAGAGGGAGCCUCGAACAGCACUGCCUUUGGUCCGUUUAGAGAAGGGAGAGUAGUGGGAGGCGCGGACGCCGAUCCUGGCGAGUGGUGCUGGCAGGUUGCCCUGAUUAACUCGCUGAACCAGUACCUUUGCGGAGGCGCCCUCAUUGGAACCCAGUGGGUUUUGACCGCGGCUCACUGCGUCACAAACAUUGUACGCUCUGGAGACGCCAUAUACGUAAGGGUGGGCGACCACGACCUGACGCGCAAAUACGGCAGCCCUGGUGCCCAAACGUUGCGCGUGGCCACCACCUACAUCCACCACAACCACAAUUCGCAAACUUUGGACAACGACGUCGCACUACUCAAGCUGCAGGGCCAGGCCGAACUUACGGAGGCCGGCGUUUGUCUGGUUUGUCUGCCUGCCAGGGGCGCAGGACACCCGCCAGGCAAAAGGUGCACCGUCACCGGCUAUGGAUACAUGGGAGAAGCCGGCCCAAUCCCCCUGAGAGUUAGGGAAGCGGAAAUUCCAAUUGUGAGCGACGCCGAAUGUUUGAGGAAAAUUAACGCUGUGACCGAGAAAAUCUUCAUUUUGCCAGCGAGCAGUUUCUGCGCUGGUGGAGAAGAAGGAAAUGACGCUUGCCAGGGAGACGGAGGUGGUCCCCUGGUGUGCCAGGAUGACGGAUUUUACGAGUUGGCCGGUUUGGUUUCCUGGGGAUUUGGUUGUGGCAGGCAAGAUGUGCCCGGCGUUUAUGUCAAAGUUAGUGCCUUUAUCGGAUGGAUCAAUCAAAUCAUCAGUGUUAAUAAUCUCUAAGGAAUUUGCUCACUAAAUGAGGGCUUGUUGAUACAGUAUUCAUAGUUAUGCGUACCUGCCCUUGGUUAUUAAAUUUGAUAAUUUAUAGUGUUACUCACAGCCAUCAAUCCAAAGCAGCGUCAUCAUCCGUAUCACAGUGUUAAUUAUUUUAAUGUAUGCAUUUCUCAUAUUGCAUGGCCAUAAUCACGUCAUUUAUCAAUAAAUUUUAUUUUAAAUCC